CUUUCUGAAAUGACAUUUGUGUUGAAAGUGACAGGGGAAAGAACAGACUAGAGCCAGUUUACAUAUUUUAUUUGCAUGGCAAUUAUUUAACAUGACACCAAAGUCUGCGUUGUAAAUAGUUAGUAUAACCAACUAACUACAUGUACUGUAUAGCUGAAAAUUGCAAAGCUCGAGACCUUCAUCAUAUAUCCUCUUUGCUAGCUAGCGAACAGUAGCUAACUGUCACGAGCUGGCUAACUGUCGGUACUUCCGUUUAAUCUUUACUAACCGGAGCCGUUGACAUGGACUAUCAACAUACAGCAAACAUUGUAGCCGACUGUCUCAUAAGCUAUACCAAGGACGAGUCUGGGUGGAAAGUCUGCAAGAAAUCGAAUGAUGUCAUCGUGUCCUGGCGGCCGUCGACGGAGUUCCCGGGGAAUGUGUAUAAAGGAGAAGGUGUGGUUAACGGCAGCCCAGAGAAGGUCUGGGAGUGUUUGAAACCCGUGCCCAAUGGCAUGAGAGUGAAGUGGGACAACAACGUGAAAAAGUUUGAGCUGUUGGAGCGAGUCACAGAGGAUGUCUCUGUGUAUCGCACUGUCACUCCCUCGGCCGCUAUGGGGAUCAUAGCGCCACGAGACUUUGUAGACGUCAUACUGGUCAAGCAGUAUGAAGACGGCACCAUCACUUCUAACGCCACCAAUGUGGGCCACCCCAGCUGCCCCCCUCAGUCUGGAUACGUGAGGGGGCUCAACCACCCUUGUGGAUGCAUCUGUGUUCCCAUCUCAGCGGAGCCAAACAAGACGCAGCUGUUCAGCUUCUUCCAGACGGACCUGGGAGGACUCCUCCCUCGCUCCGUGGUGGACUCCUUCUUCCCGUCCAGCAUGGCAGAGUUCUACAGCAACCUGGCCAAGGCUGUCCGCUCCCUCAAGGAUCACUGAUACCUGCCCGAACAUGACCCCGAACCUGACCCUGAACAUGAACCUCACCCCGAACAUGACCCCGAACAUGACCCCGAACAUGACCCCGAACAUGACCCCGAACAUGACCCCGAACAUGACCCCGAACAUGACCCCGAACAUGACCCCGAACAUGACCCCGAACAUGACCCCGAACAUGACCCCGAACAUGACCCUGAACAUGACCCCGAACAUGACCCCAACCUCACCCUGAGCCUGACCCCAACUUCAACCUCAACCUGACCCCAACAUGACCCUGAACCUCACCCUCAACCUGACCCCCAACUUGACCGCUGGUUAACUCUCUCAGCAGGUCCAAGGUAACUCCAUUUUAAAGCACUCAAACUGAAAAUAACGUAUAGAAAUUCCUCUGAUGCAUCAAGUGAAUAACAUGGGGUUAGACAGUGGUAAUGCCAGUUAGGAUUUUCUCCUUUUGAAAUCAAGACGGCAUCCAGUGCUACUAAUCUCCUCCAGCACAUGAAGUCCAUGCAACAGGGCGCUGUGUGUGUGUGUGUGUGUGUCGUCGUGAACAGCAGGGCGCUCUCCGUGUCCUUUGUAUUGGCCUAGGAAGGAAAAUCAAUCCUAAAGACUGCACCCAAAGAAGAAGCAACUCUUACAUUUGCCAAAUCAAAAAAGAAAAUCCCUUUACAUUUCCUGCCCGAGAUGCAUCGGCACCAUGGUCCUGUUCAAAAGAAUGACCGUAGAUUGAGAUCUACAUUCUGUACAUACUGGAGACUCAGAAUAUAUGCAUUCCUUCUCUUUGGUACUGUAACUAUGGAAACUAUGGAACUCUGUCCCUUUGUCCCAUCCUGGUCGCCCUGGUCUUGUGUUCCAGUAUCAUGCAUGUUGCAUGAACCUCACACACUCCAUUACUGGCUCCCCAGGGUUGGGCCAGUGAGUCACAUGAUCUCAUAUGUAGUACUUGAACGUUCCUUGUUUGGUCCCGUCUCCACUCCCCUCUGACUGCUGAACCUCUUAUUCAGUAUGUUCUGUUCUCACUCACAGCUAAGAAGCACAGGUAUUUGCAGUAUGGGCAAAUGGCAAUAUUUACACAGCCUGAACAAUAACAAAGAGUGUAUUUUACCUGUCCAAGGCAGGGCUGUCCAAGGCAGGGGUGUAGCCGGGGAUUUUUUGUUGGAGGUUCCGAUCUUAAAAUGGCGGGGCCACUAAAAUAAAAUUUUAUAUAUAUAUAUAUAUAUAUAUAUCAAUGUAUGGUUUUUUUUACUGUAGGCAAUCAGACAUCUGGGGGGGCCAGACAUGUAAAUGUGGGGGCUACCCCCCAGACCCGCUUGUUGCUAUGCUUCUGCUCCAGGGGAUUGUGGUGCACCUUGAGUCUCAGAGGUAGACAGCAGGAAGGCAGUUGGACGGCAGUUGGAAGGCAGUUGGACGGCAGUUGGACGGCGGUGUUCUCUGCCCUCCAGGCUACAUGUCCUGGGGUUGGAGGACUGACCAGACACGACCCUCAUCUCUGUCCCUCUCUCUCUCAGACUGAGGUGUUGCAGGGCUGGAGAGGGGCUGGCCUAUCAGUGUUGCAGUUUAUUCAAUGUGCUGUGACCCACCUGCAUGCCUACUGUCUUUGCCUCGUGUUCACUGGUAAAGAGCCAUAUACUGGAUGAUAAACAUGUUUUGUAAUCUCUUGUUUUUAAGGAGCCUUAUUGUUAAGUUUCCUUUUUCUUUUCUUUCUUUUUUUACACAGCACUUAACUUUUCUUAUCCUAGGUGGAUUUCUUAAUGAGAACUUACAAGUGUAUUCCGCCUCAUGCCCCAGUUCCGCGUGUUUGAUUUCAACUCACUGCCUCCUAACUGUGUGACACUUUGUUUCAGUGUGUGUACUUGUCUCCUUGCCCACUUUACUGUCAGAAGUCAGGUGACACGUUGUCUUUGCUAGAUUGUUUUAUAAGUACUUGAUCAUGUCAUGUGCACCCUGUGUAGGACUGAGGGUACUUAGUGGUCCUCUCGAUAGAAAGCAGAUGCUGCUAUGGAUGGUUUCCUGAACACCAAGGGUAGUUGAACAAACAGAGAGAAAGGACUGUUUACCUCCUGUACUGUACUGGUUUUGUAUUUCACCAGCAUCAUUAAUAAAAUAACUGACAGUUACAUCCACAAAUGGUGUUCAACUUUGCCUUCUGGCAUGGGUUUCACAAAGAUGUGCUUCAUUGUCUACUCUUGUAAUGUACAGGGUUCCUGCAGGUUUUAUUAAGUCAAACGUAAGACCUUUUAAGACAUUUCCAAGUAUAUAGAAGGGGGAACCCGUGGUGUAGUGGGUUGAGAACAAGAGCCUACACCACAACAACCUGUGUUCAAAACCAGCAUAGAGCGCCAAACACAUCCAUGGGCCCAGAUCCCUGUAACUACAGCGCACUCCCCGACUGUCCAGAUCCCCUCUCCCAACCGUCCUUCCAGGUACCCAGCUGUCCCACCAGGAAAGGCUCAACCAAGAGUCUAAAAAUAAAUUUACCUUUUAUGAGUUUUAUUUAUGUCGAGUUUUAGUCCAAGAGCAAAAAUUGAGCUGUAAGAAGAUCCUUCAGACAGAUUUGAACACAAGACCCCUCCCACAGUAGCCCACAUCCUUAACCACUGAGCUAUCAGGGAUCAUAACAAUUUCCACUCAACAUAAAAUUUGACAUUUAACUAUCUAGUUGUAACA
This is a messenger RNA of Osmerus eperlanus (European smelt), 3581 nucleotides long. It is a transcript of the gene stard5, whose product is annotated as StAR related lipid transfer domain containing 5. The record is from RefSeq and is a predicted model, not a curated record. Gene Ontology annotation, molecular function: cholesterol transfer activity; cholesterol binding. Lineage: Eukaryota; Metazoa; Chordata; Actinopteri; Osmeriformes; Osmeridae. Gene Ontology annotation, biological process: cholesterol import. The transcript has 6 exons. The coding region runs from base 282 to 917 and encodes 211 amino acids.